Messenger RNA from Daldinia decipiens, 428 nucleotides. RefSeq lists its product as uncharacterized. Lineage: Eukaryota; Fungi; Ascomycota; Sordariomycetes; Xylariales; Hypoxylaceae. Bases 133 to 351 code for a protein of 72 amino acids. The record is from RefSeq and is a predicted model, not a curated record. The transcript has a single exon.
GUGAACAGAAAAAAAAAAAAAAAAAAAAAAAAAAAGCAAGAGAAAAUCAAUAUGUAACGUACUGUAGAUCGGUACGCAUGGAAAGGCCGCCACCGCCGGCAGCCCAGGUUUGGGCUGGUAUGGAUAUGGUUUAUGGGUAUGGUCGAUGGAGCAUCAGGAGAAGCUGUGGAGUCCCAGCAGGUUGCUCCUUGUGGUUCAUUUAUGCACCAAGUGAUUGCGGUAACCGCUAAAAGAGUACCUUGGCUGCAACCCCCUUGUCUUCUCAAAGAUGGACCACUUGGGGGCUCGGGCUCAGGCUUGCAGGCUUGCAGGCUUGGGGUUGGGCUUCUGGCUUGGGAAGGCUUGGUUUAGGUACCUUACGUAUGUCAGCAAGCAGUCGAGCAGCAGCGAACAGAGACAGAAAACGGAACGAACCGCAUGAACCUACC